UGGUGAUUGCUUUUGCUUGCUCGUUGGCUUAUGGCGCUUAUGCAAUGCACAUAGCACAGUACGGGAUAUAAUUUGUCAAGUUCUCUCGAGAAAGUGAAUUCGUGUGCAUUUUAGUGCUUUUCGAUAAUUUAGCUCCUCCAGCGUGAUUAGAAGAAAGAAGCGCUACCAUGAAGCUCGAAUCUGAAGAGAAAUGCACCGACGGAAACACGUCGGGAGCAACCGGGGGUGAUCAAGCAGAAUCAAAAACUGCCGGCCAGCCUCUUGCAGAGUUCCUCAUGCAGCUGGAGGACUAUACUCCCACGAUUCCCGAUGCUGUGACUUCUCACUACCUAACCAUGGCCGGGUUUGAGGCUUCAGACCCGCGAAUGGUUCGCCUGGUAUCUUUAGCUGCCCAAAAGUUCAUUUCGGACAUUGGCAAUGACGCCCUGCAGCACUGCAAGGCACGUAGCUCGGCUCUCCCAAACAAGUCCAGCAAAACCUCCAAAGAUAAGAAAUAUACUCUCACAAUGGAGGACCUGGCGCCCGCCCUAAAUGAGUACGGAAUUACUGUGAAGAAACCUCCAUACUUCGUUUGAGCUUCAAAACUUAAAGACUGUGCAGAUUGUUCAAAUGUUGUUGCAAUCAGCUAUAAGUAAGUGUAAUUUUUAAGGAUGCACCAUGAUUGAAUAAUAAAAUAACUUUGUAAGGCUAUCAAA
Messenger RNA from Cloeon dipterum, 695 nucleotides. Its product is annotated as transcription initiation factor TFIID subunit 10-like. NCBI's taxonomy places the organism in Eukaryota, Metazoa, Arthropoda, Insecta, Ephemeroptera, Baetidae. Gene Ontology annotation, molecular function: promoter-specific chromatin binding; RNA polymerase II general transcription initiation factor activity. The transcript has 3 exons. Gene Ontology annotation, cellular component: transcription factor TFIID complex; SAGA complex; nucleus. Gene Ontology annotation, biological process: transcription initiation at RNA polymerase II promoter. Bases 168 to 575 code for a protein of 135 amino acids. The record is from RefSeq and is a predicted model, not a curated record.